CCCGGCUGCCCUACGAGAUGGUGGAAGAGAUAGCGGCCCACUUACCAACGUCUAGUGUGCUCAGCCUCCGGCUGAUUUCACCAGCAUUUACUCCUCCAUUUUACAGUCAAAUUUUCUGGGCCACUAGGUUUCAAGCCAGCAGGGAACGGGGGUUCCUCUUCAAAAUCUGGCAGGGCCCAAGACAUCGCGAUUGGCGUGCCCUGUAUUACUUGACAAAUUCCACCAACCUUCCUCAAUCUUUGCAGAAUAGGAAACGGGUCUGGGACUUGGUCGAGCCUCUUGGGCAGGAAAUUUCUCUCGAAUGGGCAGAUUCGUCAACCCGACUUCGCACGGAAGGAUAACUGGAUGGGUCCCGCUUGAUGGCAGUAUACGGCGACCUCAGUGAAGUAGAAGAAAGCGAGCCCGCAUCAUAUGAACCUAGCCAGGUUCUUGACCCACAGGAGACUCUCAUACCGCGCAGAGUUUCGAAAUUUGGUGUCCCAAUCGUCCACGACGGUGACAUUAGCUAUAUCGCAGGCAUACAAAUUGUCACCGAGGAAGAUGGACAAACCAUCUAUCUAGGCUACACUAGAUCAGAAGUUACUACAUGUAUAGAGGUCAACUGUGUAAAAGGACUCACAACGUCCAUCGGCACGCGAGGUAUUCAUGCACUGCAGGUUGUCAUGGAUGAUGAUUCGCUCUCCGCGUGGCUAGGGAAUCCGGACAGAGGUGCAGUAACACGUCGUUUUGUCUUUGCGAAGCAAAUUAUCGCUUUGGCUGCUGCAUUUGGUGGCUUCAAACUUGUUAACCUCUUCGCCUGGGGUACACGAAAAGGCGCCGCCUCACAGGGAAGAUUGUAUGAUUCCUUCCGGAACCAAAUGAUGUGGUUUCCCGAGAUCCCUUUUCCGAAUAUGCACUUGAAUGAGGCUUCAUUCCUUGGUAAAAUGAACAACAGGAUGGUAUUCCAGCCUAUGUGCUGCGCUUCAUUUGGGGGAUCCGGAGGAGAAUACCUUCGACUUCUAAGGGGCUUAUCUGUCACCUUUAACGGUUGGAGUAAACCGAAGAUCUUAAGUAUUGAAUUUCGCUACCUCAAUUCCAACAAGGGAAUUCCGUCCACCUGCCAAAAUAUUCCUCGCUAUAACCGCCAUGACCAGGAAAAUACCGCGACCUCUGAAUUCUGGGACAUCGACGGUUCUGGAGGAGAAUGCAUCAAAGAUAAAGAGGUUAACCUUACGAGACAUGGCUUGGAAGGUCUUAAGGAACAUCCUACACCUUCGGCAAGCGCAGUGCAUAUGAUGAAAGACAGGCACCAAGGUAUACCAAGAUCAAAAAUGCUCUUGGGACUAUACCUACCGGACUGUACACUCGUCAUGUAGAAGAUCAGGUAAUGUUGACAUCUUAAAUUAAAGAGACGAGAGCUAAAAGGGGUUUAAAUUGAUCAUCGACGUUAUAAAUUCCACGGUCUGGGAGUCAUUUCGGACAAAGUAGAAGGAUUUGAAAUUGAAUGUUGUGUAUUAUAUGUUGCAUAUUUGCUGUUGGUC
Molecule: messenger RNA, 1520 nt
Organism: Aspergillus ruber CBS 135680
Lineage: Eukaryota; Fungi; Ascomycota; Eurotiomycetes; Eurotiales; Aspergillaceae
Exons: 3
Coding region: 360-1355 (331 amino acids)
Source: RefSeq, a predicted model, not a curated record